GGCGUGAGGGAAAUCGCACACGCCAUCCGGCAAAGAAGACCAGGAAACCACUUCUGGUUUUCCAAACAGCAGCAGGCCCUCAGGAAUGGCUCUGUGAGGCUCAGGGCAGGAGGCACUAGCAGCAGGGUGGUCGAGCUUGGAGCGGAGCUGCCCGAGCCUCGCAAUGAGUCCUGCUCGGCUGUUUCUUCAGCGGGUGUGAGGCUCUAGAGGAACCUGAGGGACAAAUGGCCUUGUAACAGAAACCUGGAAGCUUGUAGGUGUCUGGUUAUAGCAGAAGCCCGUCUGGGGACAGCAGGAGCCCAUCUGGGGACUUCGGUGCUGGACAGGCAAAGCAACUCAAACUUGAAGAAAUGAAAUAUCCAAGGAGAACCACGUUGUGCUUCAUGAUCAUUGUGAUUUAUUCUUCCCUAGUUACAAAGACCUUGAAUUCACAGUCUAUUGUUCAUCCUUUGAAUCUCCGUGAACAUGAGCUAGCAGGGGAGGAGCCACUUAGGCAAAAACGAGCAGUUGCUACGAGUCGUCCUGCAGCUAAAGAGUACACUGUGGACAUUGAGAUCAGUUUGGAAAAUGCCUCCUUCCUGGACCCUAUCAAAGCUUACUUGAACAGCCUCAGUUUUCCAAUUCAAGGCAAUGACACUGACCCAGCCACCAACAUUUUGAGCAUUGAGCUGACAACAGUCUGCAGACCUACUGGGAAUGAAAUCUGGUGCUCCUGUGAGACAGGCUAUAGGUGGCCUCAAGAACAGUGCCUUCCCAAUGUCACUUGUCAGGACCAUGACAACUCCCCUGCAGGGCACCAUUGCAAUUGCCUUAAAGGACUGCCCCCCAGAGGACCUUUUUGCCAGCUCCGGGGAGCUGUAACCUUGAGGAUGUCAGUCAGACUCAACGUGGGCUUUCAAGAAGAGCUCAGGAACACUUCCUCUGCCCUCUACAGGUCCUACAAGACUGACUUGGAAACAGCGUUCUGGAAAGGUUACAGUAUUUUACCAGGCUUCAUCUUGGUGACUGUGACAGGGUUCAGGCCCGGCAGUGUGGUCGUGACAUAUGCAGUCAAGACUACAACACCAUCGCCGGGAUUAAUGCAGAAAGCGAAUGCUCUAGUAGCACAGAACCUCAAUCAGACCUACAAAAUGGACUACAAUUCCUUUCAAGCAGUUGCUAGUAAUGAAACUAAGUUCUCUGUCAUACCAGAAAUCAUCUUUGAAGGGGAUACGGUCACUCUGGUGUGUGAGACUGAAGUUCUGUCCUCCAACGUGUCCUGGCACCAUGUGGGAAAGCGCUCUGACAUCCAGAACAGCAGCAGAUUCUGGGUUGACACCGUCGUGCUCAACAACAUGACCUCAGUGUCGCGCCUCACCAUUUACAACAUCACUAAGAAGGACGCCGGUGAAUAUAUUUGCAAACUGACAUUAGAUAUUUUUGAAUAUGAGUCCAGAAAAAAAAUCAAUAUCACACCCAUCCAAAUUUUCUCAAGUGAAGACAUGAGGGUGACGUGCGACAACAAUCCUGUGUCUUUGAACUGCUGCAGUGAGAUUAACGUGAACUGGAGUCGAGUGGAGUGGAAGCAGGAGGGAGAGAUAAGCAUUCCAGGAAACUCUGAAACAGAAUCAGAUUCCAGCUGCAGCAGGUACACCCUCAAGGCCGAUGGAACUCAGUGUCCCAGUGGGUCAGCUGGAAGAACAGUUAUCUACACGUGUGAGUUCAUCAGUGCCCACGGAGCUCGAGGCAGUAAGGACAUAGAAGUGACAUUCAUAUCUGUGGGAGAUAAAUCCAGCCACAAAGGGGAAGUGCACGAGUUCCUAAGGCAUGUGAUGGAAAUGAGUACAGUUCAGAGCACCACCGGGAACAGCCUAGAAACAAGUAAAGCCCAGGAGCAGCAAGCCAACCUAACAAUAACCCCGGACCCAAUUUCUGUUUCUGAGGGACAAAACUUUUCUAUAAAGUGCAUCAGUGAUGUGAGUAACUAUGAUGAGGUGUAUUGGAAAACUUCUGCUGGAAUUAAAAUAUACCAAAGGUUUUACACCACGAGGAGGUAUCCCGAUAAAGCAGAGUCGGUGCUGACAGUGAGGACCUCGACGAGGGAGUGGAAUGGAACCUAUCACUGCGUGUUUAGAUAUAAGAAUUCAUACAGUAUCGCAACCAAAGAUGUCACUGUUCACCCGCUGCCUCUAGAGCCAAACAUCAUGGUUGAUCCUUUGGAAGCCACAAUUCCAUGCGACGGUUCCCUUCCCCUCAAGUGCUGUGUCGAGGAAGAUGAAGACUACAGAGUAACUUUCCAAGUGGAUUCCCUGUCCUUUCCUGCUGCCAAAGAAGUUAAUGGAAAGCAAGCAUGCUACAAAUUCAAUUUCAUGGCAAACUCAGCUUUCUUGUGUCCAAAACAUAUUGACGUGUCCUGUCACUUUACCAAUGACGCUGAUAAUUCGGUCCACAGUCCAUCUAUGAAGCUUCAUCUGGUGCCUGGAGAGAACAUCACAUGCCAAGAUCCAGACAUAGGUUCUGGGGAGCCUGGAAAAAUCAUUCAUAAACUCUGCCAGUUCUCACACCUGCCCAGCAGCCCUGGAAGUCCCAUGGGUGGGAUCAUGACUUACAAAUGUGUAGGCUCCCAAUGGCAGCUGAAGAGAAAUGACUGCAUCUCUGCACCGAUAAACAGUCUGCUCCAGCAGGCCAAGGCUUUGAUCAAGAGCCCCUGUCAGGACAAGAAGCUGCCUACAUACUUGAAGAAUCUUUCUGAUAGCACAGAGAAAGUGGUGCAUGAAGUCAGUUUAUAUCCUGGGAACCUGGGAGCCAUUAUUAACAUCCUUGAUUUAUUCUCAACAAUUCCAGGCCAAGUGAAUUCAGAAAUGAUGAAGCACAUUCUCUCUACGGUUAACGUCAUCCUCAACAAGCCUGUCCUGAAUACAUGGAAGGUGUUACAACAGCAACAGACCAAUCACAGCUCACAGCUACUGGAUUCAAUGGAAAGGUUUUCCCAAGCAUUACAGUCAGAAGACAGCACCGAUUUGUCCUUCUGCCAAUCUAAUGUGCAGAUGAAGACCAUGGUCAUAAAAUCUGGCACCCCAAAACCCUACAAGCAGAUCUUCCUUUUCCCAGACUAUGACCUCGGGGGUAAUGUGGCUAUUGAUGAGUACCAUCUGGGACACCUGCAGCCAGGUGCAUCUAUUGUCACCAUGGCAUUCCCAACUCUCAAAACCAUACUUGCCCAGAAUGCUCAGAGAAAUUCUGCAAACAGCCUAGUGAUGACUACCACUGUCAGCCACAAAAUAACCAUGCCUUUCAGGAUUUCAAUGACUUUUAAGAACAACAAAUCCUUAGGUGGGAAACCACAGUGUGUCUUCUGGAACUUCACCCUUGCCAACCACACAGGAGGGUGGGAUAGCAGUGGGUGCUAUACAAAAGUUGAUGGGGACAGUGUCUUAUGCAGCUGUGACCACAUAACGUCAUUCUCCAUCCUCAUGUCUCCUGAUACCCCAGACCCUGAUUCUCUCCUGAAAAUACUGCUGGAUAUUAUUUCCUACAUUGGGUUAUGCUUUUCCAUCCUGAGCUUAGCAGCCUGUCUAGUUGUGGAAGCUGUGGUGUGGAAGUCAGUGACCAAGAAUCGAACUUCCUAUAUGCGUCACAUCUGCAUAGUGAACAUUGCUGCCUCCCUUCUGGUUGCUGACAUUUGGUUCAUUGUGGCCUCCACCAUCCGGGACCAUCACUAUGUACUCAAUGAGACAGCCUGCGUGGCCGCCACCUUCUUCAUCCACUUCUUCUACCUCAGUGUCUUUUUCUGGAUGCUGACUCUGGGUCUCAUGCUCUUCUACCGCCUGGUUUUCAUCCUGCAUGAUGCCAGCAAGUCCUUUCAGAAGGCUAUUGCUUUUUCCCUUGGUUACGGCUGCCCUCUCAUCAUCUCAGUCAUCACAGUGGGGGUCACCCAGCCCCAGGAAGUCUACACAAGGAAGAAUGCCUGUUGGCUCAACUGGGAGGACACCAAGGCCCUACUAGCCUUUGUCAUCCCAGCACUGAUCAUCGUGGUGGUGAACAUGACCAUCACAGUUGUGGUCAUCACCAAGAUCCUGAGACCUUCCAUUGGAGAUAAGCCCAAUAAGCAGGAGAAGAGCAGCCUAUUUCAGAUUAGCAAGAGCAUUGGGGUCCUCACACCACUCUUGGGGCUCACCUGGGGUUUUGGUCUUGCCACUGUGUUCCAGGGAAGCAAUGCUGUGUUCCAUAUUGUAUUUACCCUCCUCAAUGCCUUCCAGGGAUUAUUCAUUUUACUCUUUGGAUGCCUCUGGGAUCAGAAGGUACAGGAAGCUUUGCUGAAAAAGUUUUCACUGUCAAGAUGGUCCUCACAGCACUCAAAGUCAACAUCCCUAGGUUCGUCUACCCCCGUAUUUUCCAUGAGUUCUCCAAUAUCAAGAAGAUUUAACAAUUUGUUUGGAAAAACAGGAACGUACAAUGUUUCUACCCCAGAAACAACCAGCACAUCCAUGGAAAACACGUCCAGUGCUUAUUCGUUGCUCAACUAAGAACAGGAAAACCCGACCCAUGUGACUCUUGGGAGGCAGUGGAUGUGCUGUGAAAAAGAGAUCCUGUCAAAGCCCUGGGUGAAAUACUCCCACAGCCUCCUGGGAGGGAUGCUGAAGAGACUUUUUCACUAGGAAAGAGGCUUUCUGUUGUAAAGAUAGACUAAAAGUUAUUGUUCCAUUUAUUUUGCUACCCUACCCCCACCCUUUGUGUGAUACCCAAUGUGUAUAGUAUUUAAGUGAAACUCCAGUUCCCCAAGGUCCCACUUAUCUGUCUAUAUUGUAAAAUAGAAUUUCAAAGAGACAUUUCACUUUCCACAUGCUGGGCACAAGGACAAGCUUUGUUUAAAAUUAUAAGUAAAAGGCUAGUACUUAGGAAAUAUUCAGUGAAUUCAAGAAGGAAGGAAAGGAAGGAAGGGAAGAGGGAAGGGAAAAAUAGAGGAAAACAGCAUUAAGGACCACACUUUAAGAUUUCCGUGUUCAUGAUCUAAUUACUCAGAUAAUGCAACAUUGAGAAUCAAAAAGUGGCUCAAAAAUAGCAACAGAAAGUAAGCCAUGGGGAAAGUUCAGUAUCUUCCUGGUAUUUUCUCAGCAAAGAAAGGGGGGGAAAUCAGUGAAAAAAAUAGGGAGAAAAUGACAUCAUCAGGAUGCUUUAAGGUGGGUAAUAAUAUUUACAAGAAAUGCAUGUAAGGAGACAUGUUUCUGCUGAUGUUAAACACACACACAUAUUUUUAGCAUUUAAGGUGUGAGCUAAGUAGGGUGAAUAUGCAGAGGGAGUGUGAUAACCACCCUUUAUCAGAUCCAAGCCCAUCCAACUGCUGGUUACCUUUUGAGAGUUUAUCAGAAAAGCCUUAUGUUUUGCUUUGUUCCAUGUUUGGAAAGCAAAAAAAAUACAUUUUUAAAAUAUCUAUUAAUGGUCAAAUGUGAUGUAUCACACUGAAAGCAGAUCCCAGCUGUCUCUAUUAUAUGCAACAGGUUUAACCAGGUACUUCUCUGUGCGUUAUAGAAUGGACUUAAACGAUUUGUGGCAUUGUCUAUUACUGUUGUUAUCACUGUGAGGUUAGUGGGCCUCAGCAUGUUGCAGAGCUCUCUGUGCAUUAGCUCUUUCCAUCUUUAAGUUCCCAGACCCAUAUACAUUUAGCGUUUCAUGCAGUCCAGCCUGUGUUGAUUGCAGCCACUUGGAGAUGUCCCAGAAGGCCGCGCCACAGUUGGCUCAUCUCUGCUCACAGUGGCACUUUCCCCUGGUGAACAGAUGGUGGAGGGCUUCCCAAGAUUUUGAUUAUGUAUGAUUUAUGUAUAUGUGCCUUUCAUGCAAUACAAAUAUUUAUUAAAAUUGCCUCCAUAUUAAAGUCGACCAGGUGCUGCAGUUACAGUGGCCAUACGUUCCAAGCCAAAGUCAUGACAAGACAAUAAAAAGGGGGGGGAGGCACUCGGGAAGUGUACCUGGAGCAUGCUCUGUAAGGACAGAGAGCCAACCCCUCAGGAAACUAGGACAAAAAAGGCUGAAAUUCAACAAUCAUUAAUUUAUUGAAGGGGUUUUCUUUUAAUAUUUUAACUCUUUAAAAAUAUCUUCCUUUUAUUUGUGAUUCUAAAUUCUACCCUGGCUUUCUUUUCUUCAUGGGAAGUGGGGCAGGUGCAACAUAGAAAUAUCAGUAAUGCUUAGAGUGAAUGAACUCUUUAUUUCUGCAGUCCGAAUGGCACAGGCGUAGACACUGACGCCCAUGUUCCCCUGAAAAUGGUCACUGCACUCUUCUGACCGAAGAGUGCAUUAUUUAAAGUCCCGGAAGGAAAUGGUUGUCAAGCUAUGAAGUUCUCCAGGGCAUGACCACUUUGGGCAGCACUCAGUCCUGGGAACUUGGAGAACCCGCUGAAGUAGAAUUAGACAUCAGGGAAAGAUGGGCUGUGCCCGACCCGGUUCCUGGGCUUGUCCCAGGGAGAACAGAGGAGGGCUACAGCACAACGUUAGCAUGGCCAAGGAAAGCACAGGACUCAGGAGGAGGCUAUGGUUGUCAUGUUCAAAAACACAAUGGGACAAAAAAACACUGAACUUCCACUCACUUCUGUAAGAGUCCUUUGGGAAUCAUUGUGUUUGGUGUUGGGAAAGGAACCCCUGCAUGGCAGGAGCCUUCGGCAGAGUUCCACAGAGAGCGGGCCUGGCCCUCGGCCCGUGUUCGUUAAUGGAGGCACGUUCCCUCACUAUACACACACACGCACAGAGGCAUGCGCUUGACUCCCACUUUACGAGCCACGCCACUGGACGCAAAUUCCAGAAAAGCUAUGAAAACAAAAAAGACUGGAGAAAUGCUUGUUGGUUGCCUGCCCACCCGCAAGACACAUAGUUCAACCUCUGCUCUUUGCCAAGUUUUCCCUAAACUGAGCAGCAGAGUUCAAAACCAUAAGGGAGACCAUCCAUAAAUCUGUAAAUUUUAUGAAAGCAGUAGCCCCUCUUGGCCCUGAGGUCACCAGUCCUCAAUCAGCCACGGUUACACAGCCGCAGUGGCAGAUUUCCGAGGGAAGGAGGCGGAAGGCAGAACACUGGCUCUCGGGUUGGUGCCAAGUGAGAUGCAUCAUCUGCUUCGCUUAUAAAGUGCCCCGUGCUUCCCCAGGGGUCUGACAUCUCUCGGUGCGUAAAGUCAGUUCCAUUGGGUAAUAUUUUCUUGCAUGAAGGGACUAUCCAUUAAGUCAGUUUCUUGCAAAGGCACCUGUGCUAAUGCUUCAAGAGGUUGUGAGGUUGAAGUGUCCACAAGUGAGCAGUUAAUAUGCAGAAAUAUUCUCUGGGAAGACUUUCAGUCCAGUGGGACAUGUCAGCUCUUGAAUGGGUCCUGUGUCUGCCAUCCUAUCCUCUUCCCUGCUUCUUACUGUUUGUAUGGACAAAGAGGUUAGUAAAGAUGCAUGGAUUUUUCGGGAUGUAGGUUACUCAGGCCAAAAAACGAAAAAACACUGUGGGAAGUCACAGCCUUUGGUGGUUUGUGCAGAAAACUUCAGAGGGGUCUGUGUUAGGAAAGUUAAAGUUACAUAGAGACGGGAGAGAUUGUAUCAGCCAGUAAGCGCAGAAGCAGGGGCGGAGUCACUCAGGGGAGUGGAACUGGAAGUCACAGUCAUUGACAAGACGAGAGGAAACUCGGGGGGUGGCCAUAGAAGACUGUGAAGGUGGAAAGCGUUUCACUUGUGACGGGUGAUGCUAACAUCCAACGGGGCUGCCGCGUCCCAGAAUGCAAGCCCGUGGCCAACAGGAGCUGGGUUCCCCGAGUGCGCACAAUCAAAGAGGGUUCUCUGGUGGGUAUUUCUUUCUUACGUAUUUUUAAAAGUCAGCGAAAAUAGUGUCUCGUCAUUUCAAAGAUGUGUGCUUUGAAAUGAGAUGCUACCGGUUUCUAAAAUUAGAAUUUAGGAUUUAAAAUCAUGUCUUAGUUUGCCAGUAUACAACUAUGUUUCUUUUCCAUGUUUAUAACAAUAAAAUAUUUUAUAAGAUCUGGUAAAAUA
Molecule: messenger RNA, 7982 nt
Organism: Artibeus jamaicensis (Jamaican fruit-eating bat)
Lineage: Eukaryota; Metazoa; Chordata; Mammalia; Chiroptera; Phyllostomidae
Gene: ADGRF5
Product: adhesion G protein-coupled receptor F5
Exons: 22
Coding region: 351-4505 (1384 amino acids)
Biological process (GO): cell surface receptor signaling pathway; G protein-coupled receptor signaling pathway
Cellular component (GO): membrane
Molecular function (GO): G protein-coupled receptor activity
Source: RefSeq, a predicted model, not a curated record